This is a messenger RNA of Gastrolobium bilobum, 1654 nucleotides long. Its product is annotated as pheophytinase, chloroplastic. The record is from RefSeq and is a predicted model, not a curated record. Lineage: Eukaryota; Viridiplantae; Streptophyta; Magnoliopsida; Fabales; Fabaceae. The transcript has 6 exons. Gene Ontology annotation, cellular component: chloroplast. Gene Ontology annotation, molecular function: chlorophyllase activity. The coding region runs from base 178 to 1362 and encodes 394 amino acids. Gene Ontology annotation, biological process: chlorophyll metabolic process.
AUAUAUAUCCUUAGUUUUUUUAGAUACAAACAGAUAAUCUAAUAUAUCUUACCACUAAUCAUAGUGGGUUAUGUAUGCUUAGUUAUCCUUGUCCGCUUAUCAUAUUUGUUGGGCCGACAGCUCUUUGUUUCAUUAAAAUCAAGAACCCAAACGAAAUAGUGAAGACUUAACCAAGCAAUGGAAGUGACAAGUGCUGUUCAUUCUGUUGGGUUUCUGCAUUGGCAUUCACACUCUUCACACGCUGAAAGGCUCAACAGUAGAGCUUUCUUCAUCUCCACAAGAAUCACAGGACGAAGGAAGGUUCCUCUUCUUUGUAAUCAUCAUCCAAACCACUUAGUCAAUGGUGGUAGUAGAAGUAACACAAGUGUCAUCAUCAAUUCCACUUCUGCUACGACUGCUACUUCAACAACAACUUCUGGUGCUGAUGGGGUGGUGGAAAAGAUAAAGCAGAGGUGCCUUACAUGGCAGUGGAAGGGUCAGUAUUCCAUCAACUACUUUGUUUCUUCUGAUGCAGAUUCACCUCAGCAGCUGCAGGCCAACCACCCUCCUUUGUUACUUGUCCAUGGCUUUGGUGCUUCCAUUCCUCACUGGCGCAGGAAUAUCAAGACACUGGCCCAGAAUUAUACUGUUUAUGUUAUUGAUCUUCUUGGUUUUGGGGCUUCGGAUAAACCUCCAGGCUUUUCAUAUACCAUGGAAACAUGGGCUCAGCUGAUCCUUGAUUUCUUGGAUGAAGUUAUUCAGAAACCAACUGUACUAAUAGGAAACUCUGUUGGAAGUCUUGCUUGUCUCAUUGCUGCUUCAGAUUCAAGUCAAACUCUUGUUAGAGGAAUUGUGCUGUUAAAUUGCGCUGGUGGCAUGAACAACAAAGCAAUUGUUGAUGAUUGGAGGAUCAAGUUACUAUUACCCUUUCUUUGGCUGUUUGAUUUUUUAUUGAAGCAAAAGGGAAUUGCCUCAGCAAUUUUUGAGCGUGUUAAGCAGAGAGAGAAUUUGAGGAACAUUUUGAGUUCAGUGUAUGGAAACAAAGACUCUGUGGAUGAUGAACUGGUAGAGAUCAUUAGGGAACCAGCAAAUGAUCCAGGGGCCUUAGAUGCAUUUGUAUCCAUUGUAACGGGGCCACCGGGGCCUAAUCCAGUGCAGUUGAUGCCAAAAAUUUCCUUGCCUGUUUUACUUUUAUGGGGAGAUCAAGACCCUUUUACUCCACUUGAUGGACCUGUUGGCAAGUACUUUUCUUCAUUGCCUUCUCAACAAGAAAAUGUUAAACUCUUUGUACUUGAAGGGGUUGGACAUUGUCCCCAUGAUGACAGGCCUGACUUAGUUCAUGAAAGAUUGCUUCCGUGGUUGGCCAGUCUUUCAAAUUCAUAACUGUGUGUGUAGUAUUCACAAGCUGCAACCAGUUGCUAAAACCUCCUUUCAUUGUUUAUUUGGUGACUCCAUCUUCUGGAAUUGCCUACGUAUAUUCUAUCCGUGUAGAAUAUGUUCAUAAUUUUAUUUGCAUUCAUUUACACCAUCAACUGUCUUGGAAGAUAGAUUAUAUUCAAAAACGCAUGGAAGUUAGCCAUUCUCGUGGUUACAAUAUUCUGUUUACCCUGAUAUGUAUUUUUCUUUCUUUCUUCAUCUUUGAUCUUUGACACUACUGAGAUUUGUGACUCCCUUU